Adineta ricciae is the source of this 2019-nucleotide messenger RNA. The record is from the annotation of a GenBank genome assembly. Lineage: Eukaryota; Metazoa; Rotifera; Eurotatoria; Adinetida; Adinetidae.
AUGGCAGACAAUGAACACGGUGAAUAUGAAAUGGCAACUCCGACUGAGAAAUAUCGUAAUUUGAAUGCAAAUGAUCCAAAUCCUGUCAAUCCAAAUCCUCAAAGUAAUACAGACUGCCCUCCACCUAGACAACACACAACAAAAAUCAAAGCCAUGCCACCACCAUCGAACACGAAUGCAAAAACACCCUCGAUUAGUCGUCCACCGAGAAAACCAGGUCCAGCACUGGGACCGUAUUAUCAUUUUAUUAGUACUGAUUUAAAUCGAAUGUUAUGGCUUGGAAGUGCAUUGAUCUUCCGUGAAAUUUCCUAUGAUCGUCCGCAAAUUGAAUUCACAUCUGAAGCAAAAUUAGAUUUCAAUUGGGAAGUUUUAUAUGAUAAUAUCUUUAACAUGCGCGCAUACCGUGUUAACAUAUCGAUCGAAUUACGCAAUGGUGACGGUGAUGAUAGAAUCGGAUGGAAAAUCGAUUGGAGUGAUCGAAUAACUGAAGGCGCAUUCCACAUUGCUCGUUAUAACCAGAAAUGGCGUGGUGGUUUCUUUUCAUGUAAUGGUUUUGAUGCAACUGUAUCCGAACAAGCGAAAUCUCACCUAAUCUUCGAAAAUGUCUGGGAACAUUUAAAUUCUGUUCAUGCUCAAGUCUCAUUACAUCUGUUAAUUUGGGGCGGUGAUCAAACGUAUAUUGACUUUAUUUUUGAAGAUGUUCCGUUUCUAAAAGAUUGGGUGGAUAUGGAAUGGGAUGCAAAGUGGACAUGUGACUUUCGUGAUGACUUACGCGAGCAGGUCGAAGAAUAUCAUUUCAACACCUAUAUCGAAAACUGGGAACGACCGGAAGUGAAAAACGCUUUAGCGUCGAUUCCAAGUUUAAUGAUGUGGGAUGAUCACGACAUAUUCGAUGGAGCCGGCUCGUAUCCGCCAUUACUUCAUGACAGCCCGAUGAUGACAGGUUUAUUUAAAACAGCACAAAGAAUGCGUCUAUUAUUUCAACAUCAUACGACAGUCGAAAAAGCACGUGAUCAUGGUUUAUUCGGAUACCAAGGUUAUAAUUUUUUGACGUUUUGUGGUCCUAACUUAGCUAUUCUUGGCGCUGAUGCUCGUACGGAGCGUACAGCUGAAGUAGUUCAAGACGAACGAUCAUGGGAUAUGAUAUUUGAUAGACUUGAUAAACAAAUUCAGAAUAUUUCGCAUUUAAUUAUUUUAUUUCCUGUGCCAUUUUCAUUCCUACGACUUAAAGUAGCAGAAACAUGCUUUGAACAUAUAAAAAAUCUCCCAAAUAAAUGCCGGCAAUUACCACUUGUUAAACAGACGAAUUCUAUAUUUGGUUUACCCGAACUCUACGAUGAUUUACUAGAUGAAUGGACACAUGAUGCACACAUUGACGAACGCAACCGUGCAUUACGACAUUUCCAAGAACUAGCCCAGAAAAAGCGUGUUCGAAUUACGUUUUUCAGCGGUGACGUACAUUGUUGUGGAAUAAGCCGCUUUAAAACACAUUCGAAAACCAAUCCACUAUCGAUCUAUGAUCCGAAACUAAUGUAUCAAGUUAUAUCGUCUGCCAUUGUUAAUCUUCCACCGCCGCGAACAGCCAUUCAUAUCGCACAUCUAGUUAAAACCACUUGGUAUCCAAUCGAAAAUACGAAAGAAGAACUCGUCGAUUUUUUUCAGCGUCAACCUGAAACUGGUAAAAGAAUUCUACAUAAGAAAAUUCUUCCAAAUCGUAAUUGGUGCUACUUCGAGCAAUGCGACGACAUAGAUCCAGCAAUUUAUACAACGACUGAAACCGGUUGUUUCGGACGAUGUUUCACAUCCAAAAACAGAACUACGCCUGAAACAGGUCCACUAUCUAGGUCAGCAGAGUCACUUGCUCGUCAACAUACGAAUGGACCUGCACGUGCAGAUACUGGGCAAGUUUAUUCGACAACGCAUACAUUAAAAGUUCGAUUGUGGAUCGAAAGUGGACGAAAGCACCGUCCCGGAAGAGAAUUUGUUCAUUAUGAUCUACUGAUUCCAAAUUUAAUCUAA